AUGUUUUAUGACUAUGAAGCUCAGAGGGAAGGCAACCUGGUCAAGUUAUACAUUGUUGCACCUAUGUUGAAUCUGCAAGGGAAAGAAAUUUCAAUUUCAACACAUAGUGCAGAAAAUGAGGGCUUAACUUCAACUGAUGAUUAUGCACAAGUUGAAGCAGAUUUUGCACAGGUUGAAUCUGAUUAUGCUCCUACUGAUGAGUUGAUAAGUGCAUGUGGAUCAGAUGAUGAUGAGGGUAAUGGUCCUAAGCACCAAGAAUUUAUUCCUUCAAAGGAUUUGGGGGAAAAAGAAAUAGCAGUGGGCAUGAAAUUUGCGACAGCUGCAGAUUUCAGACUAGCACUUAGAGAAAUAGCAGUGAAGAAAAGGUUUGAUUUGAAGUUCAAAAGAAAUGAUGGGGAUAGGAUUUCUGAAGUAUGUAAGGGGGGUUGUGGUUGGAAGAUAUUUGCAAGCAAGCCAGACGAUGAGGAUUGCUUAAUAGUGAAGACAUAUGUUCCAGAGCAUAAUAACUGCCUUUGGUUUUAUACAAAUGGACAAGCCACAUCUACCUACUUAGCAAAUAAGUAUCUAGAGCAAGUGAGAAUUAAUCCAGGCAUGCCAACAAAUACACUUAAGCGUACUAUUGCAAGUGAGUUGGAUAUUGAUGUGUCAGACUACAAAGUAAGAAGAGCAAAGAGAAAAGCUUUAGAUGUUGUUGAGGGAAAUGAAGUAGAACAAUAUGAAAAGAUGAGGGAGUACGCUCAUUUGAUAUUUACAUCAAACCCAGGCAGUGUAGUUAAAAUUCAAACUGAGCCCACAGCUGAAGAAAAUGGACCAUAUGGGGGUCACCUUCUCAGUGCUGUAUCUAUUGAUGGAAAUGAACAAAUGUUCCCAGUUGCCUUUGUUGUGGUUGAGUCUGAGACAAGGGAUUCUUGGAGUUGGUUUAUGUCAGAGCUCAUGGAUGCUGUGGGGCCUUACCAAGAAAUCACAUUCAUAUCUGAUAGACAAAAAGGUCUGGUUGACACUUUUGAGAACAUAAUGGAUGGGUCAGACCAUAGAUAUUGUGUGAGGCAUCUAUAUGAGAACUUCAAACUUAGGUUCAAAGGGCAACAACUAAAAAAUGAGUUGUGGGAAGCAGCAAGGUCUUUCACAGAAGCUGAUUUUGAUGUACAUAUGAGGAAUAUCAAGGUGUUGAAUGCUGAAGCUUAUGGCUGGCUUCACAAUGUGCCACCUGAAUUCUGGUCAAAAUCAAGAUUCACAUAUCAAUCAAAAAGUGAUAUGGUGAUCAAUAAUAUGUGUGAGAGUUGGAAUGCUGUCAUCCUUCAAGCAAGGGAUAAACCAAUUAUAUACAUGUUGGAGUGGAUCAGAAGACAUUUAAUGUUGAGGUUCCAAAAGAAAAGAGAAUGGAUGGAAUCAAAGGAUGGUUUAUUGUGCCCAGAAAUUCAAAAGAAUUUGAACAAAGUGAAAAGGCAAGCAAGGAUGUGCAAGGUUCUUUAUGCUGGUUAUAACAAGUAUGAUGUUGAAUACUUUGGCAUUGGCGAGGCAGUUGAUCUUGAGAAGAAAACUUGCAGUUGCAAAAUAUGGAAUUUGACUGGUAUACCUUGUAGGCAUGUUGUAGCAUGCAUAUUUUUAAGGAAGGACCUGCCUGAGUCAUAUGUUGAUCCAUAUUAUUAUAGGGAAACAUACUUGAAGGCCUAUUAUAGUUUAAUACAUCCUUUCUCUAUGAGACAGUUGUUGAAAGCACAACCCUCCAACCCAUUGCUUCCACCAACCUUUAGUAAACCCACUAGAAGACCAAAGAAGGCUAGAAGCAAGAAAAAUGAUGAGCCCAGUACUUCAACUAAGCUUAGCAGGUCAAAGCAACAGCUGAAAUGUUCAAAGUGCCAGGUUAAAGGUCAUAACUCAAGGACUUGUAAACUUUCUGCACCUUUGGUCAUUGAGAAACCUCCACCAAAAAAGGGAGGUAGACCACCAAUUAUUGGCAGAGGAAAAGGACAACCAGUGAGAGGAAGGGGAAGGAGGGGUGAAAGAGGAAGAGUUGCUAGAACUGAAAUUCCUACUACAGUACCUUCAAAUCAGAGUCAGGAGGUUCAAAACAUAACAUUUUCUCAACUGGCAUCAACACAGGCUUCAUCUUCUAGGUCAAUGAUGGACAAUGACUAUGCUUGUUGGUAG
Cornus florida is the source of this 2151-nucleotide messenger RNA. RefSeq lists its product as uncharacterized. Bases 1 to 2151 code for a protein of 716 amino acids. The transcript is spliced from 5 exons. Lineage: Eukaryota; Viridiplantae; Streptophyta; Magnoliopsida; Cornales; Cornaceae. The record is from RefSeq and is a predicted model, not a curated record. Gene Ontology annotation, molecular function: zinc ion binding.